GGGGGGGGUGGGUUUAUCUCGCUAUCCCCUUCCCCCCCCAAGUCCUGGCACUGUGUUCGUGGUGUUGCUGCAGAACAGGAAUUACUGCAGGAGCAACAUAAUGGUGGAGCAAAUUAGUUGACACGGUCCAGCAGGACCUGGGAGUGCCGGAGGGAUGUGGCUGAGGAAGCGGCUGGUGUGACGGGAACGUUCCCAGCUCAUGGUGCAGCUGAGCCAGAUGUUUCCUGCUGGGCUCUGGCUCUAGGAUGUUGGAGAACCGAGAGGAAGAGCUGACCACGGUGCGUGUUCAGGACCCCCGGGUGCAGAACGAAGGCUCCUGGAACUCCUAUGUGGAUUAUAAAAUCUUCCUCCAUACCAACAGCAAAGCCUUUACUGCCAAGACCUCAUGUGUGCGGCGCCGGUACCGUGAAUUCGUGUGGCUGAGGAGGCAGCUCCAGAAGAAUGCUGGCUUGGUGCCUGUCCCAGAGCUGCCCGGGAAAUCCACCUUCUUUGUGGGCAGCACGGAUGAGUUCAUCGAGAAACGGAGACAGGGGCUGCAGCAGUUCCUGGAGAAGGUCGUGCAGAACGUGGUCCUCCUCUCCGACAGCCGCCUGCACCUUUUCCUGCAGAGCCAGCUCUCGGUCCCUGAGAUAGAGGCGUGUGUGCAAGGCCAGGGCUCGCAGACGGUGACAGAAGCCAUCCUGCACUACGCCAUGUCCAACUGCGGCUGGGUGCAGGAGGAAGAGACCCGCCCCGCGCUGCUGCCGGGAGGGGACCUGCACGGCAGCUGUGCCGGCCUGGGAAGCCUGCAGGGUCCGAGCUGCCUGGAGUCCUUCCCAUACUGGAGUGACUUCGGCGUGGACGACACCCACUCGGACAGUCCGGAUGAGCCAGCGGAGCCCCUGGGCGGUCGGCAUGAGAUGCAGUGAACGGCUCCAGCGACGGCACCCGCCUUCCCCAGGGCCCCCCCCCUCGCUGGAUGAGGGACCGCAGCCGAGCUGGAGGGAUGGCCAGGCUGGGGGGACUGGGCCUGCACUGGGGGCAUGGCCUUGGCCUGGGCUCUGUGACUCGUGGGCCUCACGUGCUCUCUCCCUGCUGACUCUUGACUGUCCUUGCUGUCCCAGGCAGUGUGUUCGUAUCGCUCUUCUCUUUGGAGAAGAGAUCUAGUGGUUAGUGAAACCUGUGUUUGUUGUUCCCAAGGCCUUUGCUCUCUGACUGGAGCAGUAGCAGGGCUUAGUUAGGUGGCAGUGCCAGCCAGGCUUUAUGUCCCUGGUGUGUCCCUGGCCCAGGGCAGGGUGGGAUACGCCGCCUCACGUCCAGCACAACAGAGGAAAGCUUUCCUUGGCAGGGCCACGGGCUGGGAGCUGGGGCUGGCCACUGCCCAGUAGGUCUCCAGUUUAGUCCCCUGUGCUGCAGGCAGGGGAGCUGCGUUUCCGUGCUCUGCGGCUCCUGGGGAGGGUGGUCUCAGGGUGGUCUCAGCUGCGUGGGGCUGGAGCCUGCACGUGGGGUGCUGAUGCCACAGCCACACUCACCCCACACGUUGCCCACAGACGGAACUGAGCUUCCCCCUGGGAGCAUGGGGCAGGGGAAUGAGGUGGUGGGGA
Molecule: messenger RNA, 1583 nt
Organism: Athene cunicularia (burrowing owl)
Lineage: Eukaryota; Metazoa; Chordata; Aves; Strigiformes; Strigidae
Gene: SNX11
Product: sorting nexin 11
Exons: 7
Coding region: 246-908 (220 amino acids)
Biological process (GO): intracellular protein transport
Molecular function (GO): phosphatidylinositol binding
Source: RefSeq, a predicted model, not a curated record